AGCACCUGCAUGAGAGUAACUUUAAGAAAAGUGUCGGGUACAGAAAGCUUUUCCAUGUUAAGUCCAUCGUGAAACAAUCGACUGUUGAACCUGACGCAAGUGACGUCGGUGGUUGCUAUGGCAACUUCCUCCAAACUCUGGCGUUGCCCGGGACUCAAGCUAACGUUAGAGACCGUGUUAGCUAAAUCGUUAGUUAAAUAAGAAGAAUAAAACGGAGACGGGGGUUGAAGACGGAGUUUAAGGCGGUUUGUCACCGUGUCCCCGCUCUUUAUACUGACUCAGCGUGCAGGCAGGUGCUUUACAGCACGCUUGUUAACUUCAGCGCAGUUGACUUAAAGUGCGUAGCUAACAAGCUAACCUAGCGUUAGCCUGUCGCGUAGAGCUGCCAUGUCGGAGCACAGAGAAGAUGAAGAGCAGAAGGUGAAAGAUGAGGAGGAAAACACGGAAACGCACUCACAACCGGGUGGAAGUACUGCAGAGCGGCCGCCAGAGGACGACGGAGAGCCGGGAAGUGAUGGACAGGCUGAUAGGUCCACCGCAGGUGUGUUGGAGAAAGCAGAAGAAGCUGAAACUCAGGCUGGUGUGGAGGACGAUGCUGAGCAGCUUGGAGAGCCUCAGAAGGAUGAAAACUCAACAGCAGCCGAUGUGUUGGACACUGCAGAAGAAGCAGAAACUGACCUGCCCGCUGAUGCUGAGCAGCUUGGACAGCCUCAGAGAAAAGACAACGUUGGAAACGCUACAGCUACAGUGAAGCUGGUCCUGGUGCCAGUGGGUCAUGUGAUGACCGUGGCCUUCGCCAUCGGGCUCAGCAUUCACGAGCUGAAGCGUCACCUCGCCUCAGAGCUCAGAGUCCCCGCUGAGGUGCUGCAGAUCUCUCUGGACGGCAGAGCAGUGGCAGAGCACCAGAGCCUGAUGGAGCUCGGCGUCCAGCCUCACGGCUCCACCCGGAUGGAGAUGAGCUCCACCGAGCCGGCCUCCCACCCGCUCCGCCCUCUGCGCCCCCCGGAGCACGACAGCAUGCCGGACGUCAUCACGGUCCGGGUCCAGACAGAUGAGGCCGUUUUCCAGGAGGUGGUGGUGGAGAUCGAGCGCCCCCGCCAGCAGAAAGCCUUCCUGGGCGGCUACAGACACCGACUUACGGGGACGGAGUACCACCACGCCGCCGUCCAGACCCUGCCCAAGAUGAGACCCGAGAGAGGAGUGCUGGUCUUUAGCCGCGACACUCAGACAGCAGAGCUGAAGUCUCAGGCCCAGCAGUGUCCCGUCAGCAUCUCCACCCAGAUGACCGGCAUCGGCUGCUACGUCUCCUGUCUCAACGACAGGCUGGUCACGGUCACCCCCGGCAACUACAUCACAGCUGAGGAGUACCACGACAGGCGGCUGAGAGCUGUGAUCCGUCUGCAGUCGUUUGCUCGGCGCUGGUUGGCCCGGCAGGAGGUGGACCGGCUGCGGAGGGAGCGGGACCGGCGGAUGGCCUGGCUGGAGGUGCAGGAGAGGAGGAGGAAGGAGGAGAAAGAGGAGCAGCUGAGAGACCGACGCCAACGCUGGAUGAACCCAGAGAGGAGGGAGGACUUCAACCUGCUGUACCAGGCUCUAGAGAGGUGGAGGAGCGAGGAGGAGCAGCGGAUCAACUCGUCCCUGCGAGGAGCCGAGAGGAAGGAAGCUCUCUGCUCGCUGCUGAAGCAGGAGAUGCAGCUCAUCGCCGACAUCGGACGCCAUCGCAUCGCCGCUCAGAGCAAAAACUAUGACAAAGCUGUGAGGAACUUCCUGGACAAGUGUGCGGCUCCUCAUCGCUGGCGAGCAGCGGACGGUCGAAUGAUCGAGAUGGACAGUGAACACACCAUCAGAGCCAAACAGCUGCGAGAUCUGUACAGCGAGCUCAGCGUGUCGGCUGCGAGCCAGGAGCAGAGACUCCAAGUCCUGAUGACACUCAAACACACCGUCAAGGAGCAUGAGUGUCAGCUGACGCGGGACAUCGUGGAUUUGAUUGACAGGGAGGUGGACCUGAUGACUCGAGGCGUUAAGGCAGCGAGUCUGGAGGGGCUUAGAACGAGGAUCUCCACUCUGUUCCUCCAAUACAUCAAAACACCAGCGUUUAACCCUGAGGUGGCCAAGCUGCUGAAGGUUCCCCAGAAUCCCUCCCAGCUGAAGAACAGCAUGUUCCUCUGUCGGGGCUGCAACCGCUACCUUCACUCUGCCAGCUUCAGCCCGUCCACCAGCGGCCGUCUGAGCGGUCGGUGCCGCGACUGCGCCACACUCAACAACAUAGCAAGACCCCGCGAUGACUUCUCCUGCUACAAAAACAUCCUGAAGAGGCUGAGGACCGACGAGCAGCAGCUCAACCCGGAAGCCAAGAUCCCCUUCCUGCUGCAGGUGGAGGAUGUGCGGUACCUGGUGGAUGUGGUCUGGACGUCCUGCUCCGCCCUUGAUGCCAGCAGCGACGUCUACAACCUGGUGUUUGUCCGCUGGGAGCGUCAGAGGGACUGGAGCCCUUGGAACUGCAUCCUGCUGUCCAAAGAAGAGACUUCAGCUCACAUGGAGGUGGACGAUGUCCACAAGGCAUAUGAGGUCGCCUUCAUCCGCGGGAUCCAGCAAAAACACACGCUGGCUCGGCGCCACUUCAGCCAGAUCUCCGUCGUGGCCGAGUACCUGGACUCUCAGCCGGCCACUGCCCUGGGCAACCAGCUUGUCUCCAAGCCCGUCACCAUGGCGACAGGCGGCCAUGCCAUCGACACCUCGCCGGCCUCAGCUCAUUAACACCCUGCAGUUUAAUGUCUUCUGUCACUGUUUCCUCCUGCGCUCAUGUUGUCUGCCACUUUCUAACAUAUUCUGUGUGAACUUCAUGAGUUGUCCUCCUGGUUUGGACUCGUUUGGGUGCAUUUGUUUGGAAAAUGGGAUGUAUUUGACAUGUGCACACUGGUGUCCAGGGCUCAACUUCUGCAAAGAAUUCUAAACUGAGGUGAUCCUAACAUCCGUCUUCUAAAUUUCUCUUUUGGGUGUUUUCAACAGCAUCGAAACUUAAGCCUGAAAUGGACAAGAAGUGAGAAACAAUUAAGAUAAUGAAUGUUUGUGUUUGCCAUUUCAUUUUACGCCUCCAUACGUUAACAUUGAGCAAAAUCAAUCUUGACAACAACAAGACGAACACUUCAAACCCACUGAACAGUUAGAUGGAUGGAUAGAUAGAUACUUUAUUAAUCCCGAGGGAAAUUCAGUUUGUCUGUGAACAGAAACCAACAUCUCACUGCAGCAGAAGGUGAGGAAAGCCUCAGCAUUUUGUCCACC
This is a messenger RNA of Scatophagus argus, 3282 nucleotides long. It is a transcript of the gene iqub, whose product is annotated as IQ motif and ubiquitin domain containing. Gene Ontology annotation, molecular function: protein binding. The record is from RefSeq and is a predicted model, not a curated record. Bases 388 to 2757 code for a protein of 789 amino acids. Gene Ontology annotation, cellular component: motile cilium; acrosomal vesicle. Lineage: Eukaryota; Metazoa; Chordata; Actinopteri; Scatophagidae. The transcript is spliced from 14 exons. Gene Ontology annotation, biological process: cilium assembly.